UUUUUUUGGCAAAAGUCAAUGGUAUUCUUUUUGGCAAAAGUCAACAGUCGUUGGAUGGUAGGAAUUUGCCAUUACCGAGCUUUCUCUUUCUCUUCCCAUUCCCCCGCCAUUGAAGCGCAGCUCGCAUCAGCCCCUCAUCGUUCUCUCUCACGUAGUCACGUUGCCGCCAAAAUUUCAACAAUUUCUGUCACCUCCAAAUCCCUCUCCCUGACCCUCUCAAUUGAAUCACCACAUUUCCAGAUUCUCCAGUUCAUCCCUCUCUAAACAAAGCAAGAGAGGUGGGAUAUAUAUGAAAUGUACCGAAAUUAGGGAUUUUCAGAUCUUAAAUCCCUCGGCAUUGUCUUCAAAAUCUUCAAUUUAACAAUUUUCCUCUAAAUUUUGAUGAUAAGUUGAUGGUAUGAGAUUUCAAUGACGUCGAGGAAUCGGACGAUUUUGUUUAGGAAGCACAGAGAUGCGUUGAAGAGCGUACGUACCCCGAUUGACGGGUUCUCGUCGUCGACGAAAACGACGUCGUCUCAGCAGAGUAUCGAAUUGGCUUCUACCUCUUUGCUUCACCGUGGUGCUCGUUCUUAUACUCCUCUUAGUUCUGAGGAUCCUGGAACUUCUAGAAAGGGUUCAGUAGAGGUUGGUCUUCCACCAGCUUGGGUAGAUGUAUCUGAAGAUGUGGCAUCAAACGUGCAGCGUGCACGUUCAAAAAUGUCUGAGUUGACAAAGGCCCACGCAAAAGCAUUGAUGCCAUCAUUCGGAGAUGGUAAAGAAGAUCAACGGCGAAUUGAGAAUCUUACUCAUGAAAUAACAGAUUUAAUAAGGAGGUCAGAGAAGAGAUUGCAUAGACUUUCAGCUGGUAGACCUACGGAAGACAUAAAUGUUAGGAAAAAUGUGCAGCGUUCAUUUGCAACUGAUCUUCAAAACUUAUCAAUGGAGCUUCGGAAGAAGCAAUCUGCAUAUUUAAAGCGCCUUCAAAAGCAAAAGGAGGGGUCAGAUGGAGACUUGGAAAUAAAUAUGAAAGAAAGCAGAUCUCAAGUAGGAGACGAUGACUUUGAUGACCAGGAGAUUAGUGAGCACCAACUAGCCAGGAUAAAGAAAAGUGAAAUCUUCACAGUAGAAAGGGAGAGAGAAAUCCAGCAGGUUGUCGAAUCAGUGAAUGAGCUUGCUCAAAUCAUGAAGGAUCUCUCUGUUUUGGUGAUAGACCAGGGUACAAUCGUUGAUAGGAUAGACUAUAACAUUCAGAAUGUAGCAAUAACUGUCAAUGAGGGACUAAAACAGCUGCAGAAGGCAGAAAGAACACAGAAGCAUGGGGGUAUAGUGAAAUGUGCAACCAUUCUCAUCAUAAUGUGCUUCGUCAUGAUAGUUCUCCUGAUUUUGAAGGAAAUUAUACUGUAAAAAGGGAAAAUGAUACGAAUUGGUUUUUACCGUCUAUUAUCAAAUUUGUUGCAUCCGCUGUCAGCCAGAGAGUAAAAGCAUCAGGUUCUUGGCUGCUUCACCUGGAUAUGCUGCAUACUAUAGUUCCAUACGGUCUUUUUUUAUAAGUAUUUUUUUUGAAGUUCUCAUAGUAUUUUGGAAAUGAUUUUGUGCCCCAAGGGCAGCUGUAAUUUUGUACAUUUUAACUCUCUUCUUUUUUGUCUCUUGGAAAGAUUACUCAGUCAAGCAAGCGAUGAUUCUUUAGAUAUUCUUCCGCAGAUGACUGUUUGAAGAUUCAGACAUAGUUUAUCUGUAAAAAUGUAAGCAACAAAACUAACACGGUUUUCUUAUGGAACAUAUUACUCGCUUUGUUUACACUCUGCUUA
Molecule: messenger RNA, 1787 nt
Organism: Spinacia oleracea (spinach)
Lineage: Eukaryota; Viridiplantae; Streptophyta; Magnoliopsida; Caryophyllales; Amaranthaceae
Product: tlg2p-like protein a
Exons: 8
Coding region: 409-1383 (324 amino acids)
Biological process (GO): intracellular protein transport; vesicle fusion; vesicle-mediated transport
Cellular component (GO): endomembrane system; SNARE complex; membrane
Molecular function (GO): SNAP receptor activity; SNARE binding
Source: RefSeq, a predicted model, not a curated record